ACCUGUCGGUGGAAGAAAAAAACUCUUAUUCUUUUUAUUCUGACAAUCAGAUGUCGCCACUGGUGGAAUAGAAAGUGACAUCUGGGGGCGGAGAGAAAAGUUGCUCUCUAACUUAUCGUUAUCGUUAGAAGAAAAAGUUUUUUCUUCAACGAAAUUCAUUCACCAACUAACCGUUCGUAAAGGUUGUUGUGUGUUAGUUAGUUUAUUAAUUGUGAUCUAAAGUUAAACAAUAAUAAUAGAAGAAAAAUAUUUUCAUCCAGAUCUGUGAUUGUACAUCAAUUAUAUAUUAACCAAAUCUCAAUUUGAGCUCAAGAAAAGAAAAGCAAUGGUUAAACUAAAGGUUUUCCAUUCGUCUUUCUUUAUAUUAUUUUCUUUAUUUUCAUCAAUAAUAAUUUCGUUUUGUUUAUCAACUGAUUUAUCACCAACAUCUUCGGUUACUUUAUCAACUUUAACAUCGCCAGUAAACAAUGUGACAACAUCAACGACAUUCACAUGUCCAGAACAAUUUGGUUAUUAUAUUGAUCAUUCUGAUUGUACCAAAUAUUUUGUUUGUGUUUUCGGUGAAGCUCUUCAUGAAACGUGCACCGGUGGACUUUAUUUCUCAUCGGAAUUACAAACAUGUGAUUGGCCUCGAAAUGUACUUUGUGGAAUAGGUAAUAAGACUGAGAAAGUAACACAUGCAUCAACUGGAUUAGAUAAAGGAUCAUCGUCAUUAUCAAUUGAUAAUAACAAGAAUCAUGAUAAACUUACGGAUAAAGAAAUUACUUAUGAUACAAAUCUUGAUGGAAACAAUAAUGGUAAUGAUGGUUUAAUUUCACCUCCAAUUACUUUACCUGACAUUGAUUCAAUUUCAUCUGGUAACAAUAAUCACGCUAAUGAUGGUUCAUCAUCAUCAAGUUUAUCCUCAUCUUCAUCUGAUAAAGAUAAUCGAAAGGAUAAAGAAGCUGAAGAUUUAGAUCUUCAAAGAUCACGAACAACUUUGAAUAAAAAUUUCGUCUCCAAUUCAGGUAAUACGAAUUUCAAUUAUCUUGAUUUUACUAAUAAUGUUAAUGGACGAAAUCCAUCAAGUUCAUCGUCAUUUACUGGAUUAACUUCAAAUCGACGAGAUAAUUCAACAAUUAAUGGUAAUAAUAUUCACCUUGAUGUUGAACCUCCAUCGGGCUCUAAUUAUGAAGAAACAUCUUCAACCGUUGUAGAUUCAAAUGGAGGUAUUCAUUUGCCCGAUGGUCAAGGAGGUUUAUUUGGUAUCAAUGGACAAUUACCUGGGUUAUUAACUACUGGAAACGAUCAAGGUAAACAUGUUGAUUCAUCUUCAUCUUCAGGUAAAGAAGUGAGAUCCAUUGACGAGUCAAGGUUACCAGGUGAACAUAGAACCGGUCGAUCUUCAGAUGAUAUAAUUGGUGUAGAUAGAAGACGGGGUGUCCCACAUUAUCAGUUGCAGGCUUUAAGACAAGCUCAACAUUUUAGGCGAAUGUCACCCGUCAUUCCGAUCAUUUUACCCAAACCUGGAUCAAGUGAUUCAUCCUCUUCAUCUGCAUCACCUUCAGUAGGCUCAUCUUCCUCCUCUUCAUCGCCAACAGCACUUAAUAGUGAAACUAAAAGGCAAGAUUAUGAUUAUGAUUCUUAUCAAUCUGAUCCAAUUCAACAACCGCCAUUGAUUCAUGGUGGUGGUGGUGGUGGACCUGAUUCAGGUUUAACGCCACGAUCAUCGUUAUCACCAGAUUCAGGAAGAACUCGAAGUGCUGUUAGAGGAGGAUCGGGCUCUUCUGGAUCAGCACGAGGUGUAAGUCAUUUUGGUGAACCUUCAUUCGUUGAAUAUAUCGAUGAUCGUCCAGGUGAAGGUUAUUAUGAGGAAGAAAAAGUUGUCGUAGAUCAUUAUAAUCAGGCUCGUGGUCGACAAUCUCAGCCUUCACUUUCCCCACCUCGAUCAUCAUCAACACCUACUCUACCCUUACCACCACCAAAUCGAGGUGACUCUUCAUCGGGAAGGUCUAGAUAUUCACCGGUACCACGAGUCAACAGUCAACCACAUUUUCGUCCCUUCGUACCUCCUUACGCAGGAUUUGAAGAGCGAGCACCCCCACAGUCUCAGCACCAACCACCUCCACCCCAGCCCAUCGUUUCCCCACCAUCAUCUGGGUCCCACAGGCAUCAACGACCAUCAUCAUCAGAUGUAUUGAUUGGUGAAAGAAACAGAGGUAAUGAGGAAAUUAACAAUCGACCAUUGACCCCUUCUACCUGGGAACCUUAUCCUAGGUCACCUGAAUCUACUCCCCACCAUGGAGAUCAUCAUGAUUCAUAUGACAGACCAGAAGAUGAGCCUCAUCAGCCUACUCGAUACAUUUCCCACGAACCACCAGCAGUAACUGAACCAACACGAACAACCGAACCAUUAAUCUACCAACAGCCUCCAUCUAAUAGUCCGUCAAUUAAACCCGUUUCCAAUCGGAAGCCAGGAUCAAGUGGCCUUCAACAACCCUCAUCAUCACCUUACCAUCAGCCUGGACUUUCAGUCUCACGUAACCGACCACGAACCCAAUCAUUUGGUAACAAUGGAGAGGCACCAAUCAAACCUCAAAUACAAUCACCAUCAUCAACAUCCCCACCCCCACCACCUCCUCUUCCAUCAACUCCACCACAGCCUUCAAUCAAUACCAACAGAAAUCGACCCAACCCUCAACAAGACGCAGCUCCAAGGUUACCAACCGGAAGUGGUGUUCCCUCAGAACACGGUCAACCCUUUGGAUUAGUUGAUUAUGAUGAUGAACUACCAUCGGAUCAACGGUUCCCAGUAUCUGGACCAAUCAUCGAUCAACCCUCUCCACCACAAACCUCACCACCAGUGCCACCGCCACGAACCCGAUCACCAACCACAACAACCACAACACCGACCACAGCAGUAGCAAUAGUUGAACAUAAGCCACCAACUAAUCGACAAAGAGGCAACUACACACCAAUUAACUCACCAUCAUCAUCAUCAUCUGGACAAUCAUCUCGAUCCUCAUCAUCUUCAUCAUCAGGAUCUUCAUCAAACACCAACACGAACAAUAAUGACCAAGGAUCAAAUCGUCGACGACCUCGACCAACCAAUAAACGAUUAACUGUCCGACCAAAGGCCACAGGCCCACCUACAUUCCCCGCUCGACCUGUUAACCUUUAUCCAACCGUUGAACCAGCAACACCCGCUGGUAAAUGUGAUCCUCGAGUGUGUCGCCUUCCCGAUUGUAAUUGUGGCUCGUCAUCAAUUCCGGGAGGAUUAAAAUCAUCACAAGUGCCACAAAUUGUAAUGAUUACAUUUGACGAUGCCAUUAAUGACCUUAAUUGGGAAAUUUAUGAAGAAAUUUUCAACUCAAAUAGACGCAAUCCAAACGGUUGUCCACUUUUAGGUACAUUUUAUGUGUCUCAUGAAUGGACAGAUUAUGGUCAAGUACAAACACUUUACUCGCGAGGUCACGAAAUGGCCUCACAUGGGAUAACUCACUCAUUUGGCGAGAAAUUUUCAACCAGUCAAUGGCACAAGGAGAUUCAUGGACAACGUGAAGUUUUGUAUCUUUAUGGUGGUGUUAAGAUGGAGGAUGUUAGAGGAAUGAGAGCUCCGUUCUUGCAAAUUGGUGGAAAUAAAAUGUUCCAAAUGUUGUACAACGAUAAUUUCACUUAUGAUUCAUCAAUGCCCGUGUUUGACAAUAAGCCACCAUUUUGGCCUUACACUUUGGAUUAUUCUGUUAACCAUGAGUGUAUGAUUGCUCCUUGUCCAACUGAAUCAUUUCCUGGUGUCUGGGAAGUUGAUGAUAAACAAUUCAAAACGAUUCUUGUUAUCGAGAAGGAAAAAAAACUAUUCCAUUCUUUUCUAAUCUGAUUCCUAUUUAUCAUCAUUCACCAUGUAUUAUAAUUGUUGCUCCGAAUCGUGUGACCGACCGCAAACAGAUCAUCAUCAUCAUCAUCAUCAUCACAAUUAAACUCAAGUAAUACACUUUAUCUUCAACAAUUUAACCAAAUGCUACUUUACUUUGAUAUUAAUCAGAGAUCCUAUUAACCUGUAAACUCAAUUGUACACAAUUGAAAUCAAUCAACUCUCAAAGAUGAUUAAAAAGACUCCCUUAAGUUAUUGUUAUGAUGAUGAUGAUCUAAUCAUGUCCGAUGUUAAGUCCGUUGUCUUCCGGAUUACUCCUUAUUUCACUUUCCACUUUUCUCUUUCAAUUUUUUUAUUCAUUAUCUUUUCUAAUUAUUAUCAUGAUGAUGAUGAAAAAAGAGCCAACUAAUCAAAUUGGAUUAUUGUAACUAUUAUUAUCAUUACUUUUUGAACAAAAGGACUACUAUUGAUGAUUAAUAUGGAUUGAUGAUGAUGAUGAUGAUUAUCAUCAUAAUCUUGAUGAUUUAAAAGUAAAGAGUUACAUCAUUUCAUUUGUUACUUAAGAUAAUGAUAUUAACUUUUUUAGCUUGCAGUUAAUUAACUUAUUGAUGUGAUGACGAUGAAAAGUAACAUAAAUCCCAAUUUCCGGUUUCCUCAGGAGGCCAUCAGUUUAUUGUUCCAGGUCAAUUAUUAGAUUAAUUUAACUUAUUUAAAGUAAUCAACUUUGUUUCAAUCGGAUUUACCGAUUUACCACCAAUCACCUAAUCACUUUCAAUUUUAAAAUGUUCAACGAUGAUGAUUAAGAUGAUUAUCAUCAUUUGGAUAAUCAACUGCAACUUUUACAAUGUUGAUUUUACACUUUACGUGAUUUCAUUUUCAAUUGAAAGCUAUUAACUUGAUUAUCGACUAAUUUUAAAUUGUGAACAUUAUGAUUUCUUUUAAUCAUCAUCUCCAAUUAUCAUUAUUAUUAUUAACUGCAAGUUAACACGUUAAACCCGAUUGAGUAAUUAAUUUUGAAAGAAUUGAAAUCGUGUUGUCCAUUUCCGUGGACUCGAAACUUUUUAGACUUUUAUUAUAACGAAAACAUUUACUUUUCAUUUAAAAACCAAAUGAAAACAAUUAAUUUAAUCAAUCUAACUCAUUGAUCUGAGUUAAUUUACUAAUCCAUAACCAAGUGAAUUUAAAUUGUUACUUGUUCACAUUUUCCAAGAUCCUCUCUUUUCAAUGUAUCUUAAUACUCUCUGCGGUGAACAAGGAUUUAAUUUGAUGAUAAUCUUAUUUGGGUCAGUAAUUUAGUCUCAAAUUUUAGCUUUUCUGUUGUGUAUCUUUAAAUUACUAUUAAAAAUUAAUAAGAAUCAGGUAUUAGCUUAUUAAUUAUUUCAUUUUGUUUUAACGAUUUUAAAUCUUUCUUAAUGUUUUUUCACUUUGAAACGUUGUCUCGUAAUCGGUGUUGGUUUUUUACUGUUUGUUUACAUUAUCAUGUAAUAGUUAACUAACUUUUCUUGUAUUAAUUCAUUAAGAGUGAGAGAGAGAGAGAGUAUUGAAAAUGAUCAACAAUAUAAGAGAAAGGAGAUUGAAAAUGGUUAUGCUGAUGGCGAUGGUGAUGGUGAUUAAGAUGAUGAUGAGGACGAGGACGAUGUUGAUGAUGGUAAUUGUGUGUAAUUGUAACAGCGAAGCUCAAGUUUUCAUUAAUGUUUCUUGUUUUAAGGUCAAUCAAGGUUUUCAUCAAUUGCGAAUCUAAUUAUUGUAACAUUUGAAUGUUGUAAUUUUAAAAUCAUCAUCAAAACGAUAAUAUCAUCAUCAUCUUUAUCAUCAUUCAUCUCACAAAUAAGCUUAGUGAAAGUGAAUGUGUGUUCCCUAAGAAGUUUCGUCUUCCUGGUUGAUUAGUUUAAAAUUAAUUGUUAUGUAUUAGAGAUGAUGAUAGAUUAACUGUAGUAGUAGUUAGUUGAUUAAUUAGACUUGGGUCAAAGCGAAUCAAAACUUUCUGUUCAAUUUAAUUUCAUUUUUUCUGCUUUUCUACUCUCAUCAUCAUCGACAUCAUUAUCAACAAUUUCAACAACAAUUAAACAAAGCGUUUUGUUUCAAUUUAACCUCUACUCUCUUUUUAAUGAUUAAUAGCAACUAAAUGAAUGUUGAUUAAAAUGUUGAUUAAGAUGAUGAUGUUGUUAGUAGUGCAAUCAUAAUGAUAGGUUAGGUUACCUUUUUUUUCCGCUUCUUUCAUUUGGAGUUUGAAAAAACGCUGAAACAAAUACGAUUCUCGUAUCUUUCAUCUAAUUAGUCUAAUUUUAUUCUUAUUGAGUUCAAUUAAGAGAACUUGAAAUUAAUUAUAAUCAAAAAUUUAAGACUCAAAAUGAAUUAGUUAAUUGAUUGUUCGAUUUUCAUUGUUAAUCGUCGAUUGAGGGUCAAUAUUAGACAAUAAUGAUUCUAACUUGAGGUAAUACUUUCGUUCCGUUUGUUGUUAUUGUUGAUUUUUUCUCGAAAUUUUCGAACUGUUUUAGAACUUUUUUUCUUCUUUUCGAUUUGUCUGUACUUUCCUUUUCUCGUUUUCUACCCAAAAAAAGCUUCACUUUCACACGAUCUUAACCACAAUUUAAUACUCACACGCAUUUUAAACGCAACAAUCAACUAACUAUUUAUGAGGUCAAUUAACAGGCGUUCAAAAUGAUGAUUAUGCUUCUGAAUCUAAAAUGAUAUUAACUGUUUUUAUGCGCUGGCGGUUCCACUUAGGGACAAGGUCAAUCAUCGUAUUUGACAAUUAUUCAAUUUGUCUAUUCUUAAUUGCUUAUUACUCAUAAUCUGUGUAAAUCUAAUCAAUCACUGAAUCUUAAUCAUGAUUCUCGUUAAUCUUAAUCUGACAUCUUAUUUGUCAAUUUCAUCUCGAUUCGGUUUAUGUUUAUUUAGUUCACCUUAAGCUUUUGCUUUUCAGUUUAAUUGUUUAAUUGAAAAUUAACUAUUGAUAAUGAGUCUUAAUUAUCUUAGAUGAUAACUGAUUAAAUAUCAUUUACCACACCUUAACAUUUAUACACCACAAAUUGAUGUUGGUUAAUUAAUCAAUAUCAGAACUGUUUACCAAAACAAACAAAUCAAAUAUUAGCCCAAUCAAUUUACUAAUUAUCACUUCAUCUUCGUAUCCUCAAUCAAACCAUCAGAUUGGUGAUUUUUCACAAUUAAUCUUAAUUUUUACCUUUGAAUUUAAUUUGGUUCAUUAAUCUAUUAAUACAUAACUCAUUUACUAUAUAUUUUACUAUCUCUUUAUUAGGAUAUACUCAUAAUAUGUUGGAUGCCGUUGAUUAAUUAAUAUUGAUUCUUAUCUUGUGAAUCGUUAUCUCCA
This is a messenger RNA of Panonychus citri (citrus red mite), 7181 nucleotides long. Its product is annotated as homeobox protein 5-like. Gene Ontology annotation, molecular function: hydrolase activity, acting on carbon-nitrogen (but not peptide) bonds; chitin binding. The record is from RefSeq and is a predicted model, not a curated record. Gene Ontology annotation, biological process: carbohydrate metabolic process. The transcript has 4 exons. Lineage: Eukaryota; Metazoa; Arthropoda; Arachnida; Trombidiformes; Tetranychidae. Gene Ontology annotation, cellular component: extracellular region. The coding region runs from base 326 to 3856 and encodes 1176 amino acids.